Petromyzon marinus (sea lamprey) is the source of this 2331-nucleotide messenger RNA. RefSeq names its product myosin phosphatase Rho-interacting protein-like. Gene Ontology annotation, cellular component: actin cytoskeleton. The record is from RefSeq and is a predicted model, not a curated record. Gene Ontology annotation, molecular function: actin filament binding. Lineage: Eukaryota; Metazoa; Chordata; Hyperoartia; Petromyzontiformes; Petromyzontidae.
CCAUCACCACCUCCACCACCACCUCCACCACUACCUCCACCACCAUCACCACCACCACCUCCACCAUCACCUCCACCACCACCUCCACUACCUGCACCACCACCUGCAGAGAGAGAGACGGAGCUAGCACCGGGAGGCGAGCGUGGAAGGAUGCCUGCCCCGGAGGGACACUGCCAGAGGUUCGAGGCGAACAUCUUUGACAGGAGCCGGUGCCAGAACUGCUUCAAGCCCCGGGAGCAGCACCUGGUGGCCAACGAAUACCUGGGCCAGGCGAGGCCGGUGUACGGAGGGUGGCUGUGCCUGGCUCCGGAGGGGACGAACUUUGAGAAUGCCGGACAUCGAUCACGGAAGUGGCAGAGGCGUUUCUUCGUGCUGUUUGAGCACGGGGGUCUGCAGUUCGCCCUCGACUCUUCGCCCAGCACGCUGCCCCAGGGCACGCUGAACUUGGCCCAGUGCACGGAGGUCACGGGUGCGGAGGAGCGGACGGGACGCAAGCACUCGCUGCGCAUCGCCGCGCCCGACAGGGAGCUCUUCAUCGGAGGGGAGAGCAGAGAGGAUAUCAGCGCGUGGCACGCGAGGCUGGUGGCGCUCGCGCGCGGGAGCCGCACGAACCACGUCAAGAAGCGCAGGGCGGAGGUGCAGCUUGAGCAGGACGUGAUCGUGACCCACGCGGUGCAGGUGAACAUGUCCAUCCCGGUGGAUCCGGCGCACCGGAGCCCCAACGUGGAGAGGAUGGACCCCCCGCGGUGCUCGGUGACGCGGUGCCCGGCUGGCGUGGGUGCCCGGCCAGACCGCCCGCCCAGCGGCACCUUCUCCUUCGAGCCGGCCGCGCACCGGGCCCACCCUGGCCCCAGCGCGACGACGGAGCCGCCGGCAACGCCGCCGCGCUCCCACAACGGCUCCCGCGGCGACGAGCGUGACCACCGCCGCCAGCUCCCUCCGUCGUCCCCGCACGGCGCCCAGCGCUCAUCGGCGGCACCGCCGCCCCGGGAAGGCGUCCCGGCGUUACCGCGCGGCCGCUCCCCGAGACCCGGGGGCCCCGCGCCGCCGCAAGACGCCCGAGACUUCUGGCCGCCGACGCCCAGGGGCCGCUCCCCUGAGGCGCGGCACGGCUCUGCGUCGCAGGCCCAGGCCCCCUCCGCCGACCACGCCAACGGCACGCGGUCCCCGUAUCCCCGGGGCCGAUCUCCGGGGCCUCGAGUUCCGGUCGAGCACGCCGGCGGCGGUAAUUGGAGGAUCGGCGACAGAGACGACGACGACGACGACGACGACGGCGGCGGCGGCGGCGGCGGCGGCGACCUCCGGAGGAGGUCCAGAGGCGGGGGGGGCGCGACGCCGAACGCGGGGGGCGUCCCGUACCCGCGGCUCGCCAGCACGUCGGAUUCGGACACGAGUGGCGGGGGCGGCGGCAGCGGUGGCGGGAGAGAGUACGCGAGCCUGGCGGACGUGCCGCGCGCGCGGCGCAUCGGCCACCGCGACACCUUCGUGGCGGAGAAGCGGCGGCUGGAGCACAAGCUGCGCACGCGGAGCCCCGGGCGCGACGAGGUGGAGCGACUCUUCGGCAAGGGCCGCCGCUCGCUCGGGCAGCCGCAGGGCUCGCCGCACGACAGGCACAUAAGGGCUGUGGCCAUGUUUGCUGCGCUGGACAGGGAGAUGGAGAGGCCGGUGUCUAGCGACGUGGACGAGCGGGUGGACGCCUCCUUCCACAGCCCUGUCGCGCGAGAGCCUCAGCGGUGGGGGACACGACCUGCUGACACCAAGGUGAUGGGUGGUGCCCCCAUGUCCUCAGGGGCACUCCAUCCCAGCCACGGAUCCUUCCGGCGCUCCCAGUCCCUGGACCGGCAAAACGCGGGACUGGCCCCCACGGCUGACUCUGCGAGUCUGAAAAAGGGUUGGCUCAGCUGGCUGGACGAUGACGCUCAGUGGAGGAAGUUCUGGUUUGUCCUCACGCCCGGCACACUCAAGUUCUACCGCGACACUCCCAGCGAAGAGAGGGACCACGCGGAGGGCGUCGUGGAACUCUCCCCGCACUGUGCGAUCGCCGACUUCCAAGUGCAGCGCAACUUCGGCUUCCAGAUCAAGACGAAGUACGCGGUGCACACGCUGGCUGCCGUGACGCCCGGCAUUCGCAAGAGCUGGAUGGAAGCAAUCAGCCAGAGUCCGGGGCUGGGUGGAUCUGCCCAGGACAAGAUGAGCUCGCCAGACAAGUCGUGGCCGGGGCCGCUCACCAUCGUCGUCGUCCCGGGACGGCCCGGUCACAUCGGCCACCGUUGAAACCAGGGAGCCGUCCCCCGACCAGGCAAGGAGCCGGCCCAAGGCACGGCUGCGCGA